GUGCCUUGGUAAUGUGCAGCGUUGAAUAUCUCUCUCACCGGGAUUUCUGGUUGCCCCUCACAGAUGUAGCUACUAAAACAGUGUCUCUGUUUGUAUGAGAGAAGUUGACUGAACAGAACGAAAGCGCUAGUUCACAAACCGGAUUUAUGUGGCUGAAUUUGGGUUCAGGACGAUUAAUACCCAGAGUGAAAGGGUGCCCCGGCUGCAUUGGUUGCGAAGUAAAGUGUGUAUUCUGAUUGAUAACGAUUGUCCAAUCUCCCGAGGAAGAAAGUGGAAAAGCACAGAGCUCUCUGUUGGUAAUACACCGCAGAUUGCUCUUGCUGUCUUGGUUGCUCAAAUCGGAGAGGAUCGUCCGUGGAACAAAUACGGAUUAAUCAGAGAUGUGUACAAUGUUGAAAAUACAAGCUGUGCUUUGCACUUUCUCAGUGCUGUUUCUGUCAGUUGGAGCCGAUCUAAAAGCGCGAACCUGCAGUGAGGUCAGGCAGGCAUACACCGCUAAAGGCUUCAGUCUCGUUAAUGUCCCCCACCAGGAAAUAUCAGGUGAGCACCUGCGUAUCUGUCCCCAGGACUACACCUGCUGCACCUCAGAGAUGGAGGAUAAGCUACAUCAGCAGAGCAAGCUGGAGCUGGAGAAGCUGCUGGAGGAGAGCAGUCACACCUUGCGCUCCACUUUCAUGUCCCGACACAAGAGUUUUGACGAGUUCUUCCUGGAGCUGCUGGAGAACACUGAGAAGUCCCUGAACGACAUGUUUGUGAGGACGUACGGCAAGCUGUACAUGCAGAACUCGGAGGUCUUCCAGGACCUCUUCACCGAGCUCAAGCGCUACUACACGGGCGGCAACGUCAACCUGGAGGAGAUGCUCAACGACUUCUGGGCCCGUCUGCUGGAGCGCAUGUUCCAGCUGCUCAACUCGCAGUACCACUUCAGCGAAGACUACCUGGAGUGCAUCAGCAAGUACACCGACCAGCUCAAGCCCUUCGGGGACGUGCCCCGCAAACUGAAGGCUCAGGUGACCCGGGCCUUCAUCGCAGCCAGGACCUUCGUCCAGGGACUCAUGGUUGGCCGGGAGGUGGCCAAUAGGGUGUCCAGGGUCAGCUUCACGCCGUCCUGCAUCCGGGCCCUGACCAAGAUGCUGUACUGCCCGUACUGCCGAAGCCUGCCCUCCGUGAAGCCCUGCGGGAACUACUGCCUCAACGUCCUGAAGGGCUGCCUGGCCAACCAGGCCGACCUGGACCCUGAGUGGAACCAGUUCAUCGACGCCAUGCUGCUGGUGGCCGAGCGGCUGGAGGGGCCCUUCAACAUCGAGGCGGUCAUGGAGCCAAUCGAUGUGAAAAUCUCUGAGGCCAUCAUGAAUAUGCAGGACAACAGCAUGCAAGUUUCAGCCAAGGUUUUCCAAGGGUGCGGUCAGCCGAAACCCUCAGGAAUGGGCCGGUCCGCCCGCGGAAUUUCAGACGUGUUCAACGCCCGUUUCAGGCCUUACAGCCCAGAGGAGCGUCCCACCACUGCAGCUGGAACCAGCCUGGACAGACUGAGGACUGUGUGGAGGACAAUGCAACACAGCGUAAUUGACAUUAAAGAGAAGCUGAAACAGUCCAAGAAGUUCUGGUCGGCCUUGCCCGUUAGCAUCUGCGCGGAUGACAAGGUGACGGCCCAGGAGUCCGGCGGGGACCAGUGCUGGAACGGGCACAGCAAGGGCAGGUAUUUUCCCGAGGUUUUGAAAGACGGUCUGACCCAUCAAAUGAACAACCCGGAGGUGGAGGUGGACAUCACGCGGCCCGACACGUUCAUUCGCCAGCAGAUCAUGGCGCUGAGGGUCAUGACCAACAAGCUGAAGAACGCCUACAACGGCAAUGACAUCUACUUCCAGGAUUCCAGUGACGAGGGCAGCGGCUCAGGCAGCGGAAGCGGGUGCACGGAGGCCUGCGUGACGGAGUUCGACUUCGCCAGCACGGAGGCGCCGGUGGUGGGCGCGGACAGGAGCGACGAGCGGGUGCUGUCAUCGGCCCCUGGCCACGCCCCCUCCCUGGCACUGCUGGCGGCCCUGGCCCUCACAGUCCUGGCACUGCAGAGGCAAUGCAGAUAAUGCCGGGGGAGGGGAGGGGGGCAUCACCUCGGACCACGGGGCUGAUUUUAUUUCCCGCUGUCGUGUUCCCGGUCAGACAGGACUGCAGCCAUGGCGACCCGAAACCAAAGGGUCUGUACAGAAGAGCAGCGCUUCAACCCGCUCCCGCCUCCUUCCACCCUUUCUUUGCCCAAAGAGCGCUUGGUGCUGUGAGCUCACUGCAGCUUUCAGGUCAGACUGCUUCCUCCCAAUUCCAGGACUCUGUGAAGAUGCUCUCCCUGCAAUCCUUGGUUUUCAUUUUUCAUUUUUUUUUUUUAAUUACAAUUUAUUAUUUUAUUUUUUUUGAGUUUCAAGAUGUUCUUUCAAAGAGGAAAAAAAUGAAUAUGGAACAAAAAUCAAUAUAUUUUUUCUUAUAUACACUAGUGAGCUUAAGGAGAUGGUGCAAAUGCCUUGAGGUCAAGUCGUGUCCCCCUCCGAUUCUGAUGCUGGGAAGGGAAACUGUAACGUGUCUUACUGUGUGUUUCACUGUGAGAGUGCAUGAGAAAAUCAUCAGUUACAGCUUAAGAGGUGUGGGCUCUCUCUCUCUCGCUCUCUCUCUCUCUCUCGGAUUCAGCACUUUUUAUAGGAAUAAUUUAAUGAAGGAUGCAAAAACAAAAAAAUGAAGGGUUGCUCUUAAUGAAUGGAGUUUUUUUAUUAGUGUUUGUGCAGUCUCUCAGAAGGCUUGGUAAACUCAUGACAUCCAAAAUUAAUGUCCAGUCACCCUCCUGAAAACCUGAAUGGUUUCUGCUUUUCCAAAUCAGCACCCAUCGGUCAUUUAUGCUUUAAAAGCACCUGCAAACUAAAACCAAGAGAGAUUCGUGUGUGGAUAAAAUAUAUAAUAUAUCUUGUAUUUAUGAAAUAUCUAUUUUAAAUGUUAUGAUUAUGAAGCUACAGUUUUUACUAUAUGUAACUAUGAACUCCUUAAAUAAUUUAUAUAAUUUGGUUGAAGACUGCUCAUAUCCAUAAAUAUUUUACUCACGACAGAAUUCCUUUCUUUUAAAUGAUGACGAUAAUUUAUUUUCUACUGGUAUUUCACUUUUUAAAAAAGUUAUUUAUAUUGUUUUAUAUGGACAAAGUAGCCAUCAUAUUAAGUCAUUUCCACCAUCAAAGUUGUUCAUUUUUGGUGAGUGCAGUGGUGUCACAGUUUCCCAUGAUGCAGUGCUAUUUUCCCACAGAUUUCUCUCCUUUCUGUUGCAUUCUCAAGGAAAUGAUAAGGUACUGAGUUCACCUCUUCUGGCAGCCCGGCCCCCCUUCAUUCUCACAAUAACAGGUUGUGUUGCUGAUAUCAUAACACAGACACGGGUCUAGCCUUUCUGUUGCCCUAGGUCAGAUUGGAGACUGUGGGUGGGGGGGGGAGGGGCAGGGGAUAGAAAGGAGAGCAAUUGCGGACCUGCCUGGGGGUGUGGACAUAGGAAAGAUUCUAAUUUUAAUCCCACCCCCCCCAGCUGGAUCAUACCCUUGGUGCCCACCCUUGCCGCCUGUGCUUCGACAAUGAUUUCAUAAGAAGGAACUAUACUGCUGAGUAGCAGAUGGUCUAAUACCAAUGACAAGAUGGAAGCUGAAUAAAUAAUAUCCUUUUUAAUCAUCUAUUUUUAUAAUCACAGAGCUGAGCGUUUAUCUAUUAGCUCAGAGCUGACAUGCGUUUAACACGUAAAGUGUUUCUUCAGCCGUGUUUUAUUUUGUUUAUCUUUAGUUCCUUUAUAAAUUGCACGUUAACUUGCUAUCUUCAUAAGCACACAUUCAUUUUGGCUUUUGAAACAAGGUCAUAUCUUUACCUCUUGCUCAUUUUGUUGCCCUCAAGCAAUGAGUGUAAUAUACUGAGUGUAUUUCAGUGUCGACUGGUUUCAUCUAUAGCACACUGCUAAAAUGAAUCUGGGAAAUAUUGUUUAUAUCACCAUCCUGCUUUCUUAUUAUUUUACCCUUUUGUAUUUUUUGAGAAACUUUUUUAUUUUUAUUUUUUAAGUUUGCUGAAACAGCAGUGUCUAUCCGUAGAGGCGUGAGUGUCAAUACGUUGGAUGCCCUUGUACCUCUGUCACUACAUUUUUUCCCCUCUCCAAUUUUGAUUCAGUUACCCUACAUCUCUAGAACCCUACAGCUUAAGCUACAUACUCUGACACUCAUUUAUGAUUGUGACAAUAUCACACACUUCAUACCACACAGUACUACAGGAGAGCUAGUGAUGAUCGGAGGAGAGGUGCAGCUUUCACCCACGACAACUGUCGACGGGUGCCUGUUGUGCAGUUAGAGAGAGGCAAAGCCGCAGUAACACUGGGAGGCUUGCUAGCUAAAACCCCACCCUAGCCCUGGUGUAUACAUCCAGUCCUGGCCUGCCACUAAUUUCCACUGUUCCCAUGAUUUAUCUUUGCCUACUGAAGAAUUAGGAGUUUAUUAACCUGGUGAUGGAGUUAAGAAUGAGUUUUGAAACGCGCUGCUUGUGCUGUCCAUUCGUGUACAGUGCCACCAGAUUGAUUGCUUGUUCAGGGGGGAGCCUUUUAGAUGUGUCUGUUUCUCCCACUGUCCUGAUUCUCCAGUCUAAUCCAUUAAGCUAAUGCGAUAAUUUGCCCAAUUGCACAAAACUCAUUAUGACUGAUCUCUCUUUAUCUAAUUAAUCAUUGCUUAAUCACAUUUAAUUACCUUAAUAUAUGCACAACUAGAGUAAUUCGGCUAAAUUGCAGGCUAAUUAAGGGCCACAAAUUCUGGUCACUGAAAAUACUGUCCUCUAGUUAGUGCACAUGCAGUACUAUGGAGGUGUUAUAUGAGCACACAUGCAAUGUUAUGUCCAAGAUUUUCUGUGUACUUUCUAGCAAGACAUGUAUAGUGCCGUCUUAGUAGCCCCAUGUGUAAUUAUACAGAUAGAGGACCAUAGUAAAGUGGUACUGAAUUAAUAAGAGAAAAAUAAGAGAAAAAAUAAACAUUUUCUAUUACCCAGCUGCAUUGGCCUUAACUCCAGUUGUAUGGAACGAAGGAUAAAAAUAUGUUUGCAAAGAAAUUACAGGAUAUAUUCAAUAUGAUUUUAGCCUGUGGACAAGACUUUUUAUUUUAAUUUGAGUUUUGUUCAAUUUGUUUUUAUGCUCUUUUUUGACUUGUCUGCAAUGAAACAUCCAUGCGGACUCAACCCGUUGCCUUCUGUCUGCAUUUUUAAAAUCAUUUUAAUAAUGUUUCUCAACUUGUAUUUUAUUUGUAGUACAAAACUCUCCCAAACCGCUUUCAUUUUAUGAAUGCUAAUGAAAUGAUUUGCAUUUUUUAGCACCCACAAAGCUCUCAGCGGCUACAGUGCGUGUUGUAGUGAACAGCCACUAAAGAUAAAAGGACGUGGUUGAAAGGGGAGGAGGUAGCCUGUAUACAAUUUACCUUCAUGGAGAGAGUUUAUUAAGAAAUUAGAAUCAAAUAUUAAAACUUGGAUAAAAAGAAACUUUAAAAGUAAGCCACAGUGGAUGCAUUUAGGCCUGGCUGCACUGUUAAGAGUAUCCAGCAGAGGGCAAACUUGGGCCUGAUCUCCACACCACCGAGAAGAGAAUAUAAGGCAUAUUAUAGUGACUGAGGGGGGACGGGGGACUGGGGAUGGGGGGGGGGGUAAUUUCAGGUUGCUUUCUGUGCUGGAGGGUGCUAUUACUUCACAAAGGCUUUCUGGACUUGAAAAUCCAUGAACUUGUUCAGUGUUAAGUAUACAUCAUUUUUUUUCAGUCUCGGUGGCUGUGGUCAAAGAAGCUACAAUAGAAUCUUCCAAGAACAUCUUAUGGUUCAAUAUAGCUUUGCAAUUUCAUUUAUUUUCAGUUUUAGCAGGGUCUUUGUUUGUCAUCAUCGUCUACUUCUAUAGCCAGUUCCCUACAUGUGCAAGUCCCUUAAGAGGAACAUGAGACAAAGUACAUUUGUACUUGCUGGAGUUUCGCCAAGCAUAACUGAUUCUCCAUGCAUGUUGGUCAAGCCUCCAGUUGCAUUCUAAAAUCUCUUUCUCCCUUCCUUCGUUCCUCUUCCAUCGCAUUUUGAUUAUGCGGAAGAUGUCCCUGUAUCGGCAGAUAUAGUAUUGAAUAGCCAUGUCAGAAAAUGUGUUGCUUUCAGUUUUUGGCUACCAUAUCAUCCAGUUGCAUUUUGGUAUACAGGAGGUUUGGAGAGCACUGAUAGGAGCUUGCAGCAGAGGGGGAGCGCUGCUUUAGGCGAACGAGGCGGGCGGUUUUAACGCGACAUUCGAGUCGUAAAAAGCAGACAUGCCUUACAAUUUUUUAAAAGAAGAAAAAAAAAUGGUUUGCAUUUUGGGUUUUUUCUUACUCUUUCUUGUAUACGGAUAAAUAAUGAAGGUGUGCAAAUAAACAUUUAUUAAAAAUAA
Molecule: messenger RNA, 6426 nt
Organism: Anguilla rostrata (American eel)
Lineage: Eukaryota; Metazoa; Chordata; Actinopteri; Anguilliformes; Anguillidae
Product: glypican-6-like
Exons: 10
Coding region: 381-2084 (567 amino acids)
Biological process (GO): regulation of protein localization to membrane; cell migration; regulation of signal transduction
Cellular component (GO): plasma membrane; synapse; extracellular region
Source: RefSeq, a predicted model, not a curated record